AUUGAAACUGAAAGUAUUCAGUGAAUUCAGACCAAAUUUUAGAGCCACAGAGCAGGAGGAAGACCACGACUACUGUGCAUCUGGUUAAUACCGAAGAUGAGUGAUUUGAAAGAAGAGGGGGACAAAGCAGAACCUCCAGGGUCCAAAGGUGGAAAUCCAGACUUCAGUAAUGAAGCUGGACCCUCAGAUAUAAAAGGUCAGCAGCACAGACACAGAGCAGAGUAUCCAGGAUCCAGCUGUCUGUCUGUGAAGAGUGACUGGUCCAAAGAUAGUCCUCCAAACUUUAGUACUGAGCCUGGACCCUCAGACACAAAAGACAAGAAAAUGAGUCAUGCUUCUGUGGAGGAACAGCUGUCCUGCUGUGCUUUGUGUCAGGACGUCCUGAAGGAUCCAGUCUCUACCAGCUGUGGACACUGGUUUUGCAGAGAGAGCGUCACCUCAUACUGGGAAAAGUCUGCUACAUCAGGAGACUCCUCCUGUCCCCACUGUGGAAAAAAAUCCAGAACCAGAGCUGGACAGCAGAUAGCCAGUCAAAGCAGCUGUGAACAAACAGAUGUUGGUCUGCAGGAGGUUUUAGAUGAACAUAAGAUCAGUCUGAGGAGAAGAUGUGAACAUGUGACUGAAGGCACUGAUGAAACAGAAAGUAGAACCCUCCUCAACAGGAUCUACACUGAGCUCUACAUCACAGAGGGACAGAUUGAAGCGGUUCAUACCCAACAUGAGGUGAGGCAGCUGGAGACAGCUUCCAAGAUCCUUCAUAACACUCCAAUCAGGUGCCAGGACAUCUUUAAAGCAUUGCCUGACCAACAGAGACCCAUCACUGUGGUUCUGACGAACGGCGUCGCUGGUGUUGGAAAGACUUUCUCAAUACAGAAGUUCACUCUGGACUGGGCAGAAGGUUUGGAAAACCAAGACAUCAGUGUAGUGAUUCUGCUUUCAUUCAGGGAGCUGAACCUGAUCAGAGAUGAGCAGUACAGUCUUCUAGAGCUGCUCCAUGUUUUCCAUCCAACAUUACAGAAGGUCACAGCAGAGCAGCUCGCUGUCUGUAAACUUCUGUUCAUCUUUGAUGGCCUGGAUGAAAGCAGACUUUCACUGGAUUUCACCAACAGGAAGCUCGUGUCUGAUGUCACACAGAAGUCAUCAGUCAGUGAGCUGCUGACAAACCUCAUCGAGGGGAAUCUGCUUCCUUCUGCUUUCCUCUGGAUAACUUCCCGACCUGGAGCAGCCAGUCAUAUCCCUCCUGCAUAUAUUAACAGGAUGACAGAAGUACGAGGCUUCACUGACACCCAGAAGGAGGAGUACUUCAGGAGGAGAUUCAGUGAUGAAGAGCUGUCCAGCAGAAUCAUCUCCCACAUGAAGACAUCCAGGAGCCUCUACAUCAUGUGUAGAAUCCCAGUCUUCUGCUGGAUCACUGCUACAGUUCUGGAGCACAUGUUGACCACAGAGCAGAGAGGAGAGCUGCCCAAGACCCUGACUGACAUGUAUUCACAUUUCCUGCUGGUCCAGACAAAGAGGAAGAAGAACAAGUACCUCGAGGGAUGUGAGACAAGUCCACAGGAGCUGAUGGAGGCUGACAGGGAAGUUCUCCUGAAGCUGGGGAGGCUGGCCUUUGAACAUCUGGAGAAAGGAAACAUCCUAUUUUACCAAGAAGACCUGGAGCAGUGUGGUCUGGAUGUCACAGAGGCCUCAGUGUACUCAGGAGUUUGUACAGAGAUCUUCAAAAGAGAGUGUGUGAUCCUCCAGAAACCAGUCUACUCCUUUGUUCAUCUGAGCAUUCAGGAGUUUCUUGCUGCUGUCUACAUGUUCCACUCUUACACAAAUAGGAAGACACAGGUGGUGGAGGAGUUCCUAAAAAAGGAUAUAACAUCUCUGGAUAUCUUUCUGAGCAAAGUCAUAGAGAAAUCCCUUCAAAGUAACAAUGGCCACCUGGACCUGUUUGUUCGCUUUCUUCAUGGCUUCUGUUUGGAGUCCAACCAGAGACUCUUGGAAAGUCUGCUAUGUCAGACAGAAAACAAUCCCAGAAUCAUCCAGAGAGUCAUCAACAACCUGAAGGAGAUGAACUGUAAUAAAAUGUCUCCUGACAGAAGCAUCAACAUCUUCCACUGUCUGAUGGAGAUAAAUGACAUCUCAGUGUAUCAAGAGAUCCAAGAGUUCCUUAAGUCAAAGAACAGAUCAGACAAGAAACUCUGUGAGAUCCACUGCUCAGCUCUGGCCUACAUGCUGCAGAUGUCAGAGGAGGUUUUGGAUGAGUUGGACAUGAUGAAGUACAACACAUCAUCAUAUGAGGGGCAGCGGAGAUUGAUUCCAGCUGUGAGGAACUGCAGAAAGGUUCGAUUGUCUUACUGUGAUCUCUCAGAAACUCACUAUAAAAUUGUGGCCUCGGCUCUAAAAUCCAGUCCCUGCCAUUUGACAGAGUUGGAUCUGAGUUUAAACAACCUCCAGGAAUCUGGAAUGGAACAGCUAUGUGCUGCUCUGGAGAGUCCAAACUGUCGACUGGGGACUCUGAGACUUAGGCUCUGCAAUCUGUCAGAGAUCUUCUGUACUGCUCUGGUUUCUGCUCUGAAAUCCAAUCCCUCCCACCUGCAACAUCUGGACCUGGGUUUCAACAACCUACAGGAUUCAGGAAUAAAACAGCUUUGUAUUUAUCUGGAGAGUCCACACUGUAGACUGGAGACUCUGAAUCUGGAUUACUGCAGUUUGUCAGAGAUCAGCUGUGCUGCUCUGGCGUCUGCUCUGACCUCCAACCCUUCCCAUCUGAAACAUCUGUACUUGCGGGGAAACAACCUGCAGGAUUCAGAUGUGAAUCAGCUGUCUGAUCUUUUGAAGAGUCCACACUGCAUUCUGGAAUAUCUGAGGUGGAGGUCAUCUCUGUUCUGGGAGUGAUUAUCUUUCUCGCAGUGGGAGUAGAAAGUGUGAUGUCUGCUGAGAGGAUGAGUUGUGUCCUGAUGAUACAGAGAGAUUAAACCAGCAACAACUUGUGUGUAGAGGUGCUCUGACUGGGCCAUGUUACUGGGAGGUGGAGAGGAGAGCUUCCUCUCCACCUCCCAGUGAUGUAAGGUGAACUCUGAGAACAGUUCCACUAUCAUGCUCAAUGUAGAGUACACCAUCAUCCCUGCCUGUCCCUCUAGAUUGAAACUGCUCUGUCCUUCUAUGGAGAAUCUCAGUACACACACACACACACACCUACACACACACACCUCGUUUACUUGUAUUUGACUUCAUCUUUUCAUUUCUUCACAUCUUCUAGCAGCUCCAGAGUGUAGGGAUUCAUGCAUUUUCAUUUACACAUCUGUUUUCUGAGGAGACACAAAUCCCUUUUUAUGAGGGACAACAUCAUAAAAGCAUAUAGCCACAAAAAUCACAGCAUAAAAAUCUGUUAAAUCAAACAUGCAGAUGGAUCACCCUCUGAGGUGAGCAUCUCACAGCUGCUUCUUUUUCAUUUGCAUAUUCUGAACCACAGCAACUCUGCAGAUUAUUUCUGUGUAUGACACUAAAACACUUGCAGUUAUGUAUGCCUCAGUUUGAACUGUUGUAAAGUCUGUGCUCAUCACCGUGUUGUUUUGAAUUUGAGUGCCACACAGUGGAAUAAUGGAGAACUGUGGCAUACCCGGGAGCGGUCACCAGCCUGUUGCAGGGCCAACACAACUUUUUACUUAACAGUAAAGAAAACUAGUCAUAAGAACAGCCUUCAGUAAAUGUUUUUCUUAUGAAUUCUUAAAUUUUAAAUGAAUGUUUUUUUAAAUUAACAAUUAAAAAAGAUUUUAAAAAUUUUCUAAAAAAUUGCAAAACAUUUUUGUAAUUUUUUGUAAAAGUCACCAACAUUGCUUUAAAAUAUGUGAAUGUUUGUGGUUAUUGAUCUACAUUUUAAUGGCAACAUAUAAGGAAGUUUAUAUAUUUUUAAUUAUGAUGCAUGUGUAUGUGUGGGGUUGUAUUAUGGCGAUGUAGCCACCGGAUGUGAGCGUUGAGCAACUAAAUGUUAAAAACUUGGCUGUGUGAAACUUUUAUUUAAGAAAAAGAAAUCAACUUUUUUUUGUGUUUUUUUUUUUUAUUCAUUUAUUCAUUUGUCUGUAACUGUUUUGUCAAACUUUUUGUAGUCCUUUGUUUACUUCAUUGUUGCUUAGUAAAAUGUUGCAAAAUUGAUUAGCACUAAAUAAAUAAAUAAACUACACUUGACCUGUCCAAUUAAAAA
Messenger RNA from Oreochromis niloticus (Nile tilapia), 4189 nucleotides. RefSeq names its product NACHT, LRR and PYD domains-containing protein 12. The transcript has 9 exons. NCBI's taxonomy places the organism in Eukaryota, Metazoa, Chordata, Actinopteri, Cichliformes, Cichlidae. The coding region runs from base 97 to 2883 and encodes 928 amino acids. The record is from RefSeq and is a predicted model, not a curated record. Gene Ontology annotation, molecular function: protein binding.